Messenger RNA from Oryzias latipes (Japanese medaka), 2870 nucleotides. RefSeq names its product voltage-gated purine nucleotide uniporter SLC17A9. The record is from RefSeq and is a predicted model, not a curated record. NCBI's taxonomy places the organism in Eukaryota, Metazoa, Chordata, Actinopteri, Beloniformes, Adrianichthyidae. Gene Ontology annotation, biological process: ATP transport; transmembrane transport. Gene Ontology annotation, cellular component: membrane. Gene Ontology annotation, molecular function: transmembrane transporter activity.
UGUGACCGUACAUGGCUUUAUCUAACUUGAAUCUUCCUCAAAUCCAGGAUGUUUGCUCUUGUGUUUAGUAUAAACAUCUCAACGCUCUUGACAUUUUGUAUCAGAGGGCUUUCUGUUUCUCCCCUUUUAUAUUAGUUUAUCUAUCAUCCUUAUUUUUUUAGCACAGAAAAAAAGCUGCUAAACAAGAAAAAGACCCCAACCUACUAAAAGUUCAUAAAUAAUUCUCAGUUUAAACACCGUCCAAAUAGUUCAGAUUUUCUCCGCACAUUUUAAACAAACGACUCUUUAUUCUAUGUAAAUAAACCAGACUUUUCUCAUUUACAAAAUUGAAUAAUUCUAUUUUAUUUAUAAGUUUGCAUUGGUGUAAGUAAAUGAUGGGGCAGAAUUUCAGAGGUAUUCCGUCUAUGAAACCUGAAACACACUUCUGUCCUUUCAAAAGAUGACAUGCAAAUUGGAAAACCCAAUGAAGCCACCAGGAAACUUUAAUGCCAGUAAUAAAAAACUCCAGAUGACGGCUGACUGGCUGCAGUGUUGUUCCAACAAGUUUGAACAGUUUGGCAGGUUUUCCUCAUGAAAGCCCUCUGAAUGCGGAAGAGCAGCACAGACGGAGACAGGCGCUGGUGUUCUCUGGAUGGCUGAAUCCCACACAACAGGAGACCAGAAGCAGGAUUUGCAUGUUUCCUUGUUGGAUCUCAGUAUCUAUGGACUCCAGGAAUCAGAGAAAGAAGAACCCAAGAACCAAAACUUGUGGCCAAGACCCGUUGCUCGAAAAUGGCUUGUGGUGCUGUUCAUGGGCACAUGCCUCCUUUAUUGCACGCGGAUGACGAUGCCGGUGUGUGCGGUCUUCAUGGCCGCCAGAUUCCACUGGAGCAAAAUCGAAUCAGGUCUGGUCCUGGGCGGAUUCUUCUGGGGUUAUUGCUUCACGCAGAUCCUGGGAGGACACCUCAGUGACAUUGUGGGGGGAGAGCGGGUCCUGCUCAUGUCUGCAGCCUCGUGGGCUCUCAUCUCAGCAGGUACUCCUCUGCUGGCUCAUUUUGGCUCCCACCAGCUUUUUUUCAUGACUCUGGCCAGAAUCCUGAUGGGAUUAUUGCAAGGUGUUUUUUUCCCAUCCUUAGCUAGCCUGUGCUCCCAGCGAGUGGUAGAAGGAGAAAGAGGGUUUUUAAUGAGCACCAUGAACAGUGGCAGUCAUCUCGGAACUUUGCUUGCUGGUGGGAUGGCGUCUGUUAUGCUUGAGCAGUAUGGAUGGGAGAGCAUAUUCUAUUGUUCAGGUUUGCUGUCGGGAUUCUGGGCUCUCACCGUUUGGCAGUAUUUAUUAAAAGGUGAGGUCAGCCUGGUCCAGGUAAAAACACAGAAUCGCUUACAGCCAGGACUGUCCAGAAAACAUUGGCUGAACCUUUUUAAAAAGCCUCCAGUCUGGGCGAUGGUGUUUGCCCACAUGUGCAUAUGCAGCACAUCUUACACGUUCCUGUCCUGGCUACCAACAUACUUCAAAGAAUCCUUCCCUGAUGCUCAGGCAGGGGUUUAUAAUGUGGUUCCAUGGCUGACUGCGAUUCCGUCAGCGCUUAGUGGAGGAUUUGUUUCAGACUUGCUCAUCAUCCGAGGUUAUGGUGUCCUGACAGUAAGGAGAAUAAUGCAGUUCUGUGCCAUGGGUGCGUCCAGCUUGUUCAUCCUGCCGCUGGCUGGAGAGGUCAAUUUCCCCUCAGCUAUCAUCUUCAUUUCUGCUUCUGUGGGUUUUUCCACCUUCAGUAGUGGUGGUGCAUCUGUGAAUGUGCAGGACCUCACACCAUCAUGUGCCGGAGCUCUUUAUGGUUUUAUGAAUAUGAUGGGGGCCUUUAUGGGUCUGCUGCUGGUGUCCUUUUCAGGCUAUCUGAUAAAGAUCACCCUGUCGUGGGCCACAGUGUUCUCCCUCAUCAUUUUAGUAAAUGCCACAGGUCUUGGGAUCUUUCUCAUCUUUGGAGAUGCUCAGCGCCUUGAUCAGACAGCUCACUGCCAGCUCGUUGUGGUUUAAAAUACUGUCUUUAAGUUAGACAGAGAUCUAUGGCUGCUCAACCAUUCGAUUAUUCAGUAUCAAAUUCAAGACUUCUGGAGACUUGUUUUUCUUAAUUUAUUUUUUUAAUUGUACAAGAAAAGGAGAGUUUAUUCAAAAAAAGUAAUGAAAUUGUUCUGGGAAAUUGUGAAUAUGUCUAUAUAUCUGCAUUAAUAUGAACGGUAUGUACAUUUAUUGGUGCUUUCAAACUGUGUUGCCACUCUUUGCAAGAAAAACCACAUCAUUUAAUUGUAUUAUUUAUUUGCAAUGAAAGUCUCAGGAAAUCAAUGUGCACUAUUAGAGAUAAAUAUAAAAGCAGAAAAACUCUAGCGAAGUAAAUAAGACUUAAGGAAGUACAUCAUCUUGGACCUCAGAAGUUUGCAUAAAACCAGUAGCUUACAAAUGUUCCAGUGCAGUAGUAGGAUAUUCUCAUACAUGAACUGCAGUGUCUCAUAAAAUGAUCAGGGAAGAUGGGAUUAUAUUUUCUCAAUGAAAGCCAAAGCCACAGUUAUGUUCUGUAUUUCCGUAUUAUGAAAUUUCCCCAUUGUGGGAUUAAUAAAGUCAUCAUCUACCUAUCUAUUUGCAUUUACCAUGUAAGCUGUCCUUUGUUGUUCGGUUUCUUUUAGCUUUUUGCCACUUCAGCAGAAUUUAUUAAGUCAUUUUAGUGGGAACUUAAUUUAUUUUGUUUUUGUAUUUUUUUUUACAAGUUUGGAUAAUGACAUGUGACUAUUUGUUUAAACCUUUUUUAAAGAGUUGUAUAAUAUCUAUGAUUUUAUUUAAGUUUGAAUGUUUGUGUAAUUGCAUUGCAGGUAUUUUAAAUAAAAACAAAAAAAAAACGCAAGAA